AUGCUCUAUCCGGCGAAGCCAGACUCGAACGUCGAACGACGCGCGACCAUCGUGGUUACGCUUCUAUGCGCGGGGAUUCUUUAUGCCGUGAUGUGGCUGCCGGCAAUCUUGGGGCACGUCUACACGGCCGAUGAUUUGGGGGCGUUCCAUCUUCCGCUGCGGCACUUCUAUGCAACGUGUCUUGCCGCAGGCGAGUCUUUCGCGUGGUGGCCGAACCUCUUUGGUGGGUUCUACGCCUUGGGCGAAGGACAAGCCGGGAUGUACCACCCCUGGCACUUGCUGCUGUAUCGGGUGUUUCCGCUGAACGUCGCUUGGAACCUCGAACUACUGACGAACUACCCCCUGCUCUUCGCCGGAACUUAUUUCUUCCUGCGGCAACAGAUCCAACGUACCGAUGCGGCGCUGGCUGGUGCGGCCUUGCUGACCUUCUCUGGGUUCACCCUGCUGCACUUCAUGCACGUGAAUGCGAUCUCGGUUGUUGCUCAUUUGCCUUGGCUGUUGCUGGCCAUCGAUUGGGCAAUGACGGCUCAGACCGCCAAGCAUGUUCGUCUUGCCCUGUUGGCCAUUGCACUUCUGACGGGUUCACAACUGUUGUUGGGCUAUCCGCAAUAUGUGUGGAUGUCUUGGCUGAUUGAGGGUGGAUAUGUUUUCACGCUUUUAGCGAGAAAUAAAACUGCGAUGCGUCGUCUGCCCGCGUUGGCUUUCGCCGUGUUGAUUGGUGUGGGCAUUGGUGCAAUUCAGCUUUGGCCCACGUACGAGUCGCUUUCGCUAUCGGCGCGAUCAAACGUUGAUUCGACGUUCUCAACUUCCGGGUCGCUCCACCCCAGCAAUGUGGUGCAGUUGGUCGCUCCAUACCUGUUUGUCGAUCGGGUGAUCGGCCGUAAUACGCACGAGUUGGGUUUGUACUGUGGGAGUGCCACGCUACUGCUGGUGGUGUGGCUUCUCGCCUCGCGAAGUGGGUUAGGAAACCUGAAGUGGCUUGUGGGAUUUGCCGCAGGGCUUGUCGUCGCCGGGCUGUGGCUGGCCAUCGGGCAGUACUCUUCGCUGUAUCCACUACUGGCGAAACUACCGGUCAUCGGGAGUUUCCGAUUUCCUACACGUUACUUGUUGCUUGUUUAUCUAGGCAUGUCGCUGCUGGCCGCCGUGGCGAUUGUGCAACUCUCGCGGCGAGAGGUUGCGAAUCCUGCUAAUCGACGGCAGGCCAUCAUCGCGGUGUGGUGUACCGUUGUGGUGAGUGCUCUACUCGCUGCAGUGGCCCCGGUGCUUUGGCCGUCCGAAUACCUGGCAACCGUUGUUGUUCGAUGGGUCGGGCCCGUGCUGUUGUUGGUUUCCGCAGCGGCAAUCACGCUGGCCACGCUUGGAUAUCGAGUCGCACUGCCUGCGCUGGUUGUGUUGGCAUUGGUCGAUCAGGGCGUUUACGGCUUGUCGUAUGCCGUCCUGCCGCACACGAAAUCGUUCGACUCUUGGCACGAAAGUAAUUCCCUGGCAUCCAUCGCCGGCGGUAAUCGUGUGGCCCUGGACUUGGUUGGGGCUAAACGUGAUGGCCCCUUCACCGGGAACGAAGCCACCGCCAGUGGCGUUUACCGCAUCGACGGGUACGCCGGGCUGAUUCCACAAAGUCAGCUCGAUUACCGUCAGCUCAACGCUUUGCGUCUCGCCGGGGUGCGAUGGGUCCAUGACCGGGCGGCGGACAAGGUGGUUGGCUCGCUGGGAACUGUCCGUGGUGAAUGGCAUGCGGUUCCCAACACGAUGUCACGCGUGCGCUGUGUGACGGAAGUGGUUGCCACCGACAACCCUGGAGCAUCACUCGAGGACAUCAACCUUGAAACCACGGCCGUGGUCGAUGAAGGCACCACGCUCGAAUUCGACACACAGCCACCCGGCACUGCCAUGCUUGUGGACGACCGGCCGGGGCAACUUGGCGUGCGAACCACCACUCCCUCGCGACAACUUCUGGUCACCACCGAACGCUUCCAUCCCGGUUGGCAGGCUUCCAUUGCUGGUGAGCCGGUCGAGGCCAUUCCUGUGAACGGCGACUUCCUGGGGUGUGUGGUUCCUACAGGCACGCAUGAUGUGACGUUUCACUUCAACGCCGCCAGCCAUCGCUAUGGGGCGGUGGUCUCUACGUUCUCGCUGCUAAUCGCUUUUGGUCCUGUCAUGACAACCGAUCAAUUCACAGCACCAACGUCACGACGAACACACCGCCCUUUGAUCAGCAUUGUGCUGCCGGUCUACAACGAGCGGAGUGUGCUUGAAACGCUGCACGUCUCGAUCCUGAGAGCCGUUGAAGGCUACAACAUGGACUACGAGAUGAUCUUCGUUGACGAUGGCUCGUCGGACGGGAGUAGCGAAGUUCUCGAUCGAAUGGCUGGUAAGGACCCUCACGUUCGCGUUGUGCAUUUCGCCCGCAACUUCGGACACCAGGCGGCCGUGCAAGCCGGGCUGGAACACGCCCGAGGCGAUGCUGUGGUGUUGAUGGAUUCCGACAUGCAGGACGCGCCGGAAGCCAUCCCGCGGUUCGUGGAUCAGUGGCGCGAAGGUUACGACGUGGUCUACGCCAUCCGUGCCGACCGCAAAGAAAGUCGAUUGAAACGGAUGGCCUUCGCCGCGUUCUAUCGAACGCUCUCGAGAAUUGCCUCGACGCCCAUUCCACAAGACGCCGGCAACUUCGGGCUGGUCGAUCGACGCGUGGCCCGGCAGAUUGCGGAGUUGCAAGAACGGGACCGCUACUUCCCAGGCCUGCGAAGUUGGGUGGGCUACCGGCAAAUCGGUAUCGUUGUGGAACGUGCGGCCCGUUAUGACGGCCAACCGCGGGUGUCGUUCUGGGGGCUGUGCCGGUUGGCGAAGACGGCGAUCUUCUCCUUCUCGUCGUUCCCGCUGUCGGUGUUUGGAGUGAUUGGGAUGCUUGCGCUGGGAAUCUUCACCGCGCUGGCCAGCUUCUCACUUUUCUGCAAGCUGUUUACCAACCUGGCCAUCCCCGGAUGGACAUCGCACAUUCUGAGCGCCAGCUUUUUCGGAGCGUUGAACGCCCUGGGGAUCAGCAUUCUGGGCGAGUAUGUAAUCCGCAUCUACGACCAAGUGCGAGGGCGACCGAUCUUUGUGGUCGACAGCACGCGCAAUGUCGAAGAUGAAACCGCCGCUCCGGCGGCGAUUCGUCGGGCCGACCUGCAUGAAGAGUUGGACGCCCUGCACGAGAUUCAACGUCUCAAUGCAGAACUGGAGGCGAUGCGUUCGCAGUUACUGAACCGAGAUGAAACUGCAGAGGCAGAAUCGCAGGUUGUCGAGCAGGUGUAG
Molecule: messenger RNA, 3294 nt
Organism: Cladocopium goreaui
Lineage: Eukaryota; Dinophyceae; Suessiales; Symbiodiniaceae
Source: the annotation of a GenBank genome assembly